Molecule: messenger RNA, 2955 nt
Organism: Apodemus sylvaticus (European woodmouse)
Lineage: Eukaryota; Metazoa; Chordata; Mammalia; Rodentia; Muridae
Gene: Crispld1
Product: cysteine rich secretory protein LCCL domain containing 1
Exons: 15
Coding region: 411-1913 (500 amino acids)
Cellular component (GO): extracellular region
Source: RefSeq, a predicted model, not a curated record
CUCUGAGGAGCAGCGGAAGUGCCUAGCGCCAGAGUUCUGCAUGCCCAGACGGCACCCAGCUGAAGCACGAGGUUCCCGCGGAGUUUCCCCUUUGUCCCACCUUAUCCUCCAGUUCUGGAACAGCAGGGAGCCCACUCUGAGAGCUGCUUUCCGUGGCCACUCUGCUAAAUUUGGAGUCCUUACUCGCUGUUCCUCCCAGGUUUGCGUCCCCAGGGGUCAGCCGGCUCCUCAGUCAGACUCCGGCUGUGGCUUCGCCACUGAAGAGAAGAAUUAAUUAAGGCUGGGAAAAGCUGCAGAGACAAGCCGUCCUGCUAGGCUCUGCUCUCAGGGGAACAUCACACUGGAGAGCCAAGAGGAGUGGACGAGCCUGUCUUAGAGACUUUCCCGGGGAACCCCAGAGGCCAUUCAUUAUGAUGUGUAAGGCACGGGAGUGGCUCAGAGUGACCACACUGCUAUUCGUGGCUAGAGCAGUUCCAGCUAUGGUGGUUCCUAAUGUCACCUUGUUGGAGAAACUUUUGGAAAAGUACAUGGAUGAGGAUGGCGAAUGGUGGACAGCUAAGCAAAGAGGGAAAAGAGCCAUCACAGACAACGACAUGCAGAGCAUCUUGGAUCUCCAUAAUAAACUGAGAAGUCAGGUGUACCCAACAGCCUCUAAUAUGGAGUAUAUGACAUGGGAUGUGGAGCUGGAGAGAUCUGCAGAAUCCUGGGCUGAAACGUGUUUGUGGGAGCAUGGUCCCGUGAGCCUGCUGCCCUCCAUUGGACAGAAUUUGGGGGCACACUGGGGAAGAUACCGACCCCCAACCUUUCAUGUACAAGCAUGGUAUGAUGAAGUGAGAGAUUUUAGCUACCCAUAUGAACAUGAGUGUGACCCUUACUGUCCUUUCCGAUGCUCUGGCCCUGUUUGUACACACUACACUCAGGUGGUGUGGGCUACUAGUAGCAGAAUAGGCUGUGCCAUCAAUCUGUGCCACAACAUGAACAUCUGGGGACAGAUAUGGCCCAAAGCUGUCUAUUUGGUGUGCAAUUAUUCUCCCAAGGGAAACUGGUGGGGCCACGCACCUUACAAACAUGGAAGGCCUUGUUCUGCUUGUCCACCCAGUUUCGGAGGAGGUUGUAGGGAAAACUUGUGCUACAAAGAAGGAUCAGACAGGUAUCAUACCCCUAGAGAAGAAGAAACAAAUGAAAUUGAACGGCAGCAGUCUCUGGUGCAUGACACACAUGUGCGGACAAGAUCAGACGAUAGUAACAGAAAUGAUGUCAUCAAUACUCAGCAGAUGUCUCAGAUUGUUUCUUGUGAAGUGAGAUUACGAGACCAGUGUAAAGGGACAACCUGCAACAGGUACGAGUGCCCUGCUGGCUGCUUGCACAGUAAAGCUAAAGUCAUUGGGAGUGUACAUUAUGAAAUGCAAUCCAGUAUCUGCCGAGCUGCCAUCCACUAUGGCAUAAUAGACAAUGAAGGCGGGUGGGUAGAUGUCACUCGACAAGGGAGAAAGCAUUUCUUCAUCAAAUCCAACAGAAAUGGCAUUCAGACAAUUGGAAAAUAUCAUUCUGCUAAUUCCUUCACAGUCUCCAAAGUGACAGUUCAAGCUGUGACUUGUGAAACCACAGUGGAACAUCUCUGUCCAUUUCAUAAACCUGCUUCACAUUGCCCCAGAGUAUACUGUCCUCGAAACUGUAGGCAGGCAAAUCCACAAUAUGCUCGUGUCAUCGGAUCCAGAGUUUAUUCUGAUCUGUCUAGUAUCUGCAGAGCAGCAGUGCAUGCUGGGGUGGUUCGAAAUCAUGGUGGUUAUGUGGAUGUCAUGCCUGUGGAUGAAAGAAAAAUGUACACUGCUUCUUUUCAGAAUGGAAUAUUCUCAGAAAGUUUACAGAACCCUACAGGAGGAAAGGCAUUCCGGGUAUUCGCUGUUGUUUGACUGGGGACAUUUGAAAGGGGAACAGAAAGCCUGCUCCAAAUGCCACAUUUCUGAAGUUUGUAUACAACUGUAACAUUACUGUACAGAAGAGAGCAACUAUUGCCAGCCCACCAUCAGACUUCAAAUGUGGGCCACUCUUGAUAGACAAAGUCUAUAAAGUAAAACAUAGGACCUUAGCUUUGGGGAAAGUAAUGAACAUUUAAUGGUUUUAGAAAUCCUGUGUUAAAUAUUGCUAUAUUUUCUUAGCAGUUAUUUCUGAAGUUAAUUACAUAGUUUUGAUGUUCUAUAUUUCUUAUAUUAUAUUAUAUGGUGCUUUGUAUAUGCCACUGAUGAAGUGUUUCUAAAGUGACUCUGUAAGACUCUUAGAAAAUUAUCUGUGCAUUGAAAAGCAAUCAGCCCUAAAACUAAAUGAAACUUUUAAGUUACCUUUUUUCAGACCAGUCCAGUACUGUGUUCUCACCUAUUCCAAAUCUCUAUCUGCCUUAUCCUUAGAGCUGGGCAGUUUUUCGCUUAUAUUAAGUUGCAUUGUGCUAAAUAUUAAGUCCUGAUGUGAUGCUUGCUAUUUUGUAUUAAAAUAGUCUUUUGAUUACCGACUGGGAAUAUUUGGUUCCUUGGGAGGGGCCACACUGGCAUGUGGGGAAAGCCCAAGCAGUUUUGUGGAAUCAUGGGAUCAUGUAGUAGAGGGCAAGAUGGCAGAAAGAGCUGACAGAGUUGUGGUUAAAUCUGAGUUCAUUUUUUUCCUUUUUAUCCUGGCAGGUACUCCUGCAGGCCAGGAAGUAUAAUUUAAAAAAAAAAAAAAAAAAACUCUAACAAGGAUGAACUGGUGCAUUACAUUAUUAUUACCACUGGUUUACAUAAUAGUAAACAACUUUAUGUAUAAAUCUUUCAUUAGCGUGAUUCUAUGGUAGUGAUGUAUUUGUUUCUGUGAAAAUGUAUUGUGCUUUGAUACUUAAAUUCUGUAAAAUGCUAGGAUGUUUAUUCCUGCUAAUGAACAUAAUUGUUUCCUAUAAGCAAAUUAAAUUUAAUUGGUUUCAAAAGAUUA